Molecule: messenger RNA, 3316 nt
Organism: Wasmannia auropunctata (little fire ant)
Lineage: Eukaryota; Metazoa; Arthropoda; Insecta; Hymenoptera; Formicidae
Gene: GIIIspla2
Exons: 5
Coding region: 816-1865 (349 amino acids)
Biological process (GO): arachidonate secretion; phospholipid metabolic process
Molecular function (GO): A2-type glycerophospholipase activity
Source: RefSeq, a predicted model, not a curated record
AUAGGUGGGAUUGGAUUUGGCAGGCGCGCGCCUUGCUGGCGGUAGAUGCCGGUGAUGCGAAGGAGUAGGACAAGAAGAAGGGGCGGGGGAUGGAGUUUGGUUGGUGUCCGAACGGCGGAGAGGCUGCAGAAGGGAAACUCGGAGUAGGGUAGACUAUACAGGGAGUACAUGGAGUAGAGCAAGACGGGAGAGAGUAGCGAAGAGACGAGAGAGAAGAGAGGCCGUAAGUGACAGAACGGUGGUGGUAUAGGUGAACUGCUGGACAACCGAACCACCCGAACUGUACUCGGCGGUAUUUAAGGGAGAGCCGCGAGCGUAGCGCGCCAGUUGUUAGUACGGCCCGUUGAUGCCCGUUAGCUUUCGCGAACUGACACUCGCUGGAUUGUCAUGUCGCGUGACGCCGAGUGCAAUUAAAACGCCGAAAGUAUUGCAAGAAAAAAAAAUAUAUAUAUAUGUAAAUACUUAAUAAACAGUUUCAAUAAUCUCGAUAAAUAAUCUCAAUAAAUCUUAAUAAAGAGAUCGCUUAGUGACGCUUAAGGGGAACCAAAUAACCACAUGACCGUUCAUCGUUUACCUUCGUCGAUUUAUCUUCCAAACUGUCGCGAUAUAAUUAAAUAUCUUUUUUCGUGGUAAUAAACACGAUUGUAAAUACACAAGUGUGAAGUUAAGUUAAGUGAAUAUACGAGGGACUACGAAAUUUUUCUUUAAAUAACCGGUGACGGUGCGCGUUAUGUGAAACUACAUAUGGCAUUAUUUGAACUCUUCAUACUUGAAGAUCGAAAGAAUUUAACAUUUUUUAAUCUCGGAUAGUACAGAUGAAUGUGUCAAAAAGGUACUCGAUGCUACUGCUGGCAUUGGGGUUGAUUUUCACGCAAUCGUCUGUCGGGGCUUUCCCACGUGAAGGUACAUAUUUUGCACGAUCGAAUGUUUCGUCCGAAUUCACCGGGACGUCUUCCAGUCACAGUAUCUCGGUCAUCAGGAUCUUGUCCGAUGGACGAUUGGAACGGCUCAUCCGGUGGCCCGGAGCUUGCGUCAAGGAGAUUAUUGUCAAUUGGGGAAACACAAAUGUGACACUGCGACAAGUCUGGCUUCGAAAGUCAAACAGAAAGCUGCAAUUGAUAUAUGCCGGUGAAACAUUGACUGACUGCAUUGACGAGAAGCUCGCGCGGUGGGACGACAGCGAGUGUUUACCCAGCUCUCCCGCUGUCUAUCGCUAUCACGAUGACGGUGACGAGGUGUCGUCGAUCGAGGUGUUCCAACUGGACGGUAAGGACAUUUCGAGGAUACCCCGUGACCUCUCUUGGCUAUUGUCGACAUCGGAGCUUCGUCACCGGUGCGACCGUAUGAGGAUGCGAGUACGAAGCCAAGCCAUGGCCCAAUAUCGACAUAGAAAAUAUGCAAAAUCGACGAACGCGACGGCGACAAGUAAUGGAAAGCAAAGUCGGAGUCGGAAUCGGAUUCGAAGGGAAUUAUUCAUGAUACCAGGAACGCAAUGGUGCGGUCGCGGUGACCGUGCUACCAAGUACACCAAUUUGGGCGGCUUCGGCAUGGCCGAUGCCUGUUGUCGCAAACACGAUACAUCUUGUCCUUUUUACAUACCGGCGUUCGAAGCGCGUUAUGGCGUUUUCAAUUGGAGAAUUUCGAGCAUGAUGCAUUGCGCUUGCGACGAGCGAUUUCGUACAUGUUUGAAAAUGGCCGGCACUGCAUCAGCAGAUUUUAUUGGUAAAAUCUUCUUCGACAUACUUCAAUCAAAGUGCUUUAUUUUGAAACCGCAGAAAGUGUGCGUGAAACGAUCCUGGUGGGGUAAAUGUCAGCAUCAUGAAUACCGAAAGCAAGCCUACGUACGAGAUAAUGUUCCUUAUUAAAGGUGUACAGCGCGUCGUCAUAAAGAAAUAAAUCAAGUAUUCUUCUUCCGGGGAUGUCAAUAGCAAUUCUCAGGGAUGUAAUAUUUUGUCGAAUACUUAUAAUAUGUCAAGAGAAACAGAGAAAGAAACUCGAUUAAUAAAUCGAGAAAUUAUAUCACCAAAGAUUGACAAUACAUCAUAAUUCGUCUUCGAUAUACGGAGAAUCGUUAUAUUAAAUCUGCCGAUAGCUAUACGUUAGACAUCUCGAAUUAUUAUAUCAGAAACGAAAGGAUCGUAUGCUAAAGUACGAUUUUAUCAACUUAUAAUUAAUUCUCAAAUGCGUCUUUUUCAACAAAAUCGAAUAAGUGAGCUAUCUCUGUUCUUCCAAUAAGUACAAAAUAUUUUAAAAUAUACCUCACUUAAAAUGAAAACUGUAUAUUGGCUCGUGUUUUAAAAUAAAAUAGGAAUUAUAGAAAAAAUAAAGGUUAAUAAACAAGCAAACAAAGAUGUAAUAUAAUUAUAUAAGUUUAUUCAAUAAAAUUAAAGCGGAAUCUUUCGACUUUACUAAGUCUUCUUCAGCCGCAAAUACAAAUUAAUUUUUAAAUUAUAUAAUUAAUUACAUUAAUCCAAGUCGAAGUACACGCUGCAACAUUUCCUUUCCGGUGUGAAUCAUUCCAAGAUUUAAAACUAACAAUAAGAUUGUUGUUUGAAGUCAUCGUUUUUCAUUUCUUCUUUUGACAAUCUUUGAUAGUUAGAUUCGAUUAUUGAUGGGUCGAUUUAGAGUUAGAGUCAAAAAGACGAACGAAUAGAACCUCGUGGUUGUCGAUCCAUCAAUAAUCGAAUCUAACUACCAAAGAUUGUGAAAAAGAAGAGAUGAAUAACGCUAUAAGUUUCAGACAACGAUCUUUAUAGUUUUAAAUAUUGGACACUAUGAAAAGCAAACGUUGCGUGUUCUCCGACUAGGAGUAAUGUAAUUAAUUAUAAUUUGAAAAUUUGUAUUUGCGGUUGAAGAAAACUUUUAGUAAAGUCGAACGUUCCGCUUUAAUUUUAUCAAAUCAAAUUAUAUAAUUAUAUUAUAUCUUUGUUUACUUGUUUAUUGGCCUCUUCCUCUAAUUUCUAUUUUAUACCUUACUUAAUAUUGUAUUGUAAAAUAUUUCAUAAGAAUAAGAAUUUUUCGUAUUUGCGCACAUUUUAUAAAUGUUUAUUUAAAUAAAUAUUUAAAUUAAUUUAUUUUCUUUCUACGCUUAAAAACUUGAUUGCAGAAGUCGAGUGUAGAUAUCGGCGGUCCUUAUAUAGAGUUAUAUAUAUAUAUUAAACUUGUAGAUAGAAUUCGUUAACUUUUGAAUAUUACUAGCAAACUAUUAAUGAUCAAAUUAAUAGAAUCGUGAAGCUAAGCUUUUGUUUAUUAAUACAUUUGUGAAACUUUUAUAUAACAUUCCAAAAAUGUAAAAAUAUACAAAUAAGAAGAGAUA